AUGUCGACCCAAGAAACACCAGGAGACGUAGGUGCCAAAAUUGAGGCAAGCACAGAACUAGGCGUUGAGGACCUUGAAACAAACGAGGGACUGAUAGAACGACGAGCGCGCAUCGUCGCCUACACUAUCGCGCGCAAAAGCCUGAUCGAUAUGAUCGGAGGAGUCAGUGGAAGGAAGGGUAGCAGGGGUUAUCAAAAAAAGAUGAAUUCCCACCAAGGCAUGGCAUACCUUCCACAGGAUGUCGAACGAAAGAUUUUCCGAACAGACAUGGGCGAUGUACUCCUUGGGAUGUUUCGACGCCUGGCUGUCGAUACACUCAUCACACGCUCUUGCAGGGAAGGUUUAUGGGCGCCACACAAAUUCAUAAGGCCAGUUGCCAGCUGGGAAGAGGCGAAGAGCAUUCCAGGAGGUGGAGCAAUUCUUUAUAUUCCCAAGGAGGAUAUGGAGGAUAAGAACAGUUAUGCGACUCUUGAUGUAGAAGAUGCUUCUUAUGGCAGUAAGAUGGCAGUUCAUGAUCUGCGAUACUUACUAGGAGAAGAGCUUGAGAGGUUGAGAGAGAAGUCAGAGGUAUUCCGAGACCAUGAGAUUUUGGUGUUGAAGAACUUUAGAAGUGGAAGCAUGAGAGCUCUACAUCUGCUUCUCUGGAGACUGCAAGGAUACUUGGCGACGCCUCAAGUUGAGCGCAUUGAGGGAAAAGAAUACUAA
Fusarium musae is the source of this 705-nucleotide messenger RNA. RefSeq lists its product as uncharacterized. NCBI's taxonomy places the organism in Eukaryota, Fungi, Ascomycota, Sordariomycetes, Hypocreales, Nectriaceae. The transcript has a single exon. Bases 1 to 705 code for a protein of 234 amino acids. The record is from RefSeq and is a predicted model, not a curated record.